Messenger RNA from Thamnophis sirtalis, 2294 nucleotides. The record is from RefSeq and is a predicted model, not a curated record. NCBI's taxonomy places the organism in Eukaryota, Metazoa, Chordata, Lepidosauria, Squamata, Natricidae.
CUGUUCUUCAUGCAUCUGCUGCCGAAUUUUGCUGAAUGCUGGUGGGAUCAAGUUAUUUUGGACAUCCUAUUAUGUAAUGGAGGUGGCAUCUGGUUGGGCAUGGUGGUUUGCCGUUGGUUGGAGAUGAGGACUUAUCACUGGGCAAGCUUCAAGGAUAUUCACACCACCACAGGUAAAAUCAAGAGGGCUGUUUUACAGUUCACUCCAGCAAGCUGGACCUACGUUCGCUGGUUUGAUCCCAAGUCCUCCUUUCAACGAGUAACCGGGAUAUACCUUUUCAUGAUCAUAUGGCAGUUGACAGAGUUGAACACCUUUUUCUUGAAACAUAUAUUUGUUUUUCAAGCAAGUCAUCCUUUAAGCUGGUGUAGGAUUCUCUUCAUUGGAAUUAUUACAGCACCAACUGUGAGGCAGUACUACGCUUAUCUCACAGACACACAGUGCAAAAGAGUGGGAACUCAGUGCUGGGUAUUUGGAGUUAUUGGUUUCCUUGAAGCUAUUGUCUGCAUCAAAUUUGGUCAAGAUCUCUUCUCCAAAACACAAAUAUUGUAUGUUAUAUUUUGGCUUCUUUGUGUGGCAGUUACGACUUUUUUGUGUUUAUAUGGGAUGGUGUGGUAUGCGGACCAUUAUGGACGAGAAAAGACAUUGUCGGAAAGUGAAGAUAGUUUGUACAUCCCGGAUGUUUCCUGGCAUAAUCCUAAAAUCACUGGAAGUCCUGUCACUUGCUCUGAAAUGGAAGACAGUCCACCCAAACACGCAAGCAACAGUGACAGCCAUUCAUCCAGGAGGAGGAAUCGUCAUUCAAAAACAAAAGUAACGAAUGGGGUUGGCAAGAGAUAAGGAAAGAGACUGAGAAAGAAAGAGCGAGAGAGAGAGAGACUGUCAGUUUCUAGAUUUCUCCCAGAAUUGUGCCUGAGAGCAAAGAAGGAAGACUGGGCCUGGAUCUGAAUUCCCUACUUGAAGGUCAACAAGAUAUGAGGAGGAGAUUUGAAGGGAACAAACUCUUCAGUCAUCGGAGGUCUUGGACUUUGUUAAGAGGGAAUUCAUCUGUGUAUUGCAAAUCAUUAGCUGCCUGUCCCUUGCCAUGAAUUGGCUUGACUCUGCAUUUGACACUCAAGACAGUUGAAAAGGUUUCAAAGGCAAAGCAGUUGCUUGCUCUGGAGAGGCCCCGCGGUAGAGUGAAGGCCUUAUGAAGAUCUUGGUUUAGUUGAGAAGUAUGAUCCAAAGUUAACUGUCAGCCAGUUGGUUUAUAUGCCCGUGGCUGUGUGUUUUUACUUUCGUUUUGCAUUUUUGCAUUCUUCAGCAUAACUCUUUGAUUGCUAUACUGCCUUUGCUUUUUUUGGUAACUAAGCCCUUCUGUGCUUAUAUUCAGUUUUAGGAAGCAGCACUUCCAUUUUUGAGUCUGAGAUGGCUGACUGUUACAAAGCGUAUUCCAAAUUUUGGUAGUGUUUUUAAAAUAAUAUUUAAUUCUGUUGAAUGCUUUGAAUUCACAAUCUUAUUAUGUAUGGAUUGUGUCCAUACAGUACUUAUUAACAUAGCAACAGAUAUUUACCUAAGCGUAUCGCCCUUUGUUUUCUGGCGGCUACAGUAUUUUACAUAAGACAGUUCCUUCUUUGAAGUAUAUCAUGUAGGCCUUGUGACCAAUAAUAGUAAAAUUUGACCUUAGAUUCAAAGCCAAAUACAUGCUGACACUUUUACAACAAUCUCCUUGGCCUGAUAAAGUGCUUGUUCCAGGAAAGCACCAUUCAGCAUUGCUAUUUAAACAAAAAAGAAAAAAAAGAAAACAAGGAACACUAUAUACAAACUCACACAGUCUUCCUGGAUUUCCCCCCUUUUUUUGUUUCUUAUGAAAUAAUCAUAGAAUAAACCUUUAAUGUCGAUUCUUAGACUUUCCCUGAAAAGGACAUGAAGUAUUAAAUGUUAAGAUGUCAGAAGUGAAAAUUGCAUUUUCUUUGCCUUGGCUUCCUUUUUGUGUCCCAAGUGGACUGUGAGUCACAUUAUGCCAAGAGUCUUGUCCAAGGUGAUCAAUUAAACGAGAACCCACACCCUUGCCAUUGUUUGGGAGGUAUUACUAGCUUUGAGAGUGCCACACCCAAGGUCUGAUCUGUUGUAAAGGCUUCAGCAUACAAAUCAAAGGACUGUACAUAGAAAAAAAGGCCACCACAAUCUGCACCACUCACGUGCUACGCAAGAUCUGCUUUUUUGAAUAGUUACGCUGCAGCUGCUAAGCUGUGGAAAGCCCUUCCCCCCCCCACUCAUAAAUGUGUGACCCUUGCAUUAAAAAUUGCUAUAACCUA